This is a messenger RNA of Chaetomium strumarium, 1838 nucleotides long. RefSeq lists its product as uncharacterized. The coding region runs from base 329 to 1516 and encodes 395 amino acids. The record is from RefSeq and is a predicted model, not a curated record. Gene Ontology annotation, molecular function: inositol hexakisphosphate kinase activity; inositol-1,4,5,6-tetrakisphosphate 3-kinase activity; inositol-1,4,5-trisphosphate 3-kinase activity. The transcript is spliced from 2 exons. NCBI's taxonomy places the organism in Eukaryota, Fungi, Ascomycota, Sordariomycetes, Sordariales, Chaetomiaceae. Gene Ontology annotation, biological process: inositol phosphate biosynthetic process; phosphatidylinositol phosphate biosynthetic process. Gene Ontology annotation, cellular component: nucleus; cytoplasm.
UGGAUACCUUGGCUUACCCCCCACAAUCCCACAAGAGUCCGCUUCACCCCGCUCGACCGAACUCUGGCGGACUCGUCGCGUCCGCGUAGGCUCCGUAUUUUCAGGGGCAACGUCAAGUUCCUGCCGUCUGUAUUUACACAAAUCUGCCCCUUUGUCUACGUAUAUUUUUAUUAGGCAUCCCGCCAAACUUGAGCCGCCCAUGCAGGUAUGACUCCGCAACCCCAGCCGCCUUAUAUCUAGCGUACCGACUGAACCUCCGCCUCAACUUUAGCUCGACUGUACCUCGAUAGCCCGAUGACUGUGGACUUUUCCAACUACACUCGGGACAAUGGCCGGUAGCAGAGCGCUUCCAACCCAUUCCGAUCUUCUGCCCUAUAGCCACGCCGUUGCAGGACAUGAUGGAACACUCUCCGACCCUGACGGCGAACUCUUCAUCAAGCCAUGCGUGCAGCAGGAAAUCGACUUUUACGAGAAAGCUUUCCGUGACCAUCCGGAUUUUGCCUCCCUGAUGCCCUGCUAUAUCGGGACACUUGAGCUCAACGAUGCUACCGAUGUCGACUCCUUGAACGAGCAGCUCCCGGCUGUCGCCGACCACCUGAGUCAAGGGCUGAAAGAAGAGGCGGUGCGGAUGGCGAAGGCUGCCGCGGCCAAGGCAGCUGGGCCCGCGGGCUCUCAUGACAGUGUUGGGUGGAAGCCAAGCCGGAAGAUCUCCACCAACAAAUCCGUGGUCCUGGAGAACAGCACCCACGGCUUUAAGAAGCCCAACAUUCUCGAUGCAAAGCUCGGCCGCCGGUUGUGGGCCGACGAUGCUCCCCUGGAGAAGCGCAAGAAGUUCGACGAGAUCACCAGGACAACCACAACGGGAUCUCAUGGCUUCCGCAUAGCCGGCAUGCGCGUGUACAAGGGUGCCGACAGCCCGAAAGAGUUGGAUCCGGACGGCUUCAGGAGUUACGAUAAGGAGUAUGGCAGAUACCAAGUCAACAAAGACAACGUCGUGCAGGAGAUCCGGAAGUUCAUCUUCAACGACCGCGCAGGGAUUGACGAUGAUCUGGGAAGGGCCAUUGCUCAGGCCUUUCUGGAAGACCUCAAACGAGUGGAAGAGGUGCUCGCCAACUCGGAGACACGCAUGUAUUCAGCGAGCUUGCUAUUCACGUUUGAGGGCGAUGGUGAGGCACUCCGGGCGGCCAUUGAGCGGAUGAACGCUCUUGCUUCGGACGCCUCGGAAGAGAACGACGUCGUCCGCGAGGCCGACGUCACACAGGAGAAGCUUGCUGGCAUCGAAGCGCAAGUGGCCCCUUGUCCGGUUGAAGGCGACAUCAAGGUGAUUGAGCUAAUGGGGGAUGUUGCGGCGGACGGGGCAGAGGAGGACGACGAUCUGUCGAGCUUGCCUCGCAUAUGCUCCCUGAAGCUGAUCGACUUUGCCCACGCUGAAUGGGUCCCAGGGCAGGGCCCGGAUGAAAACAGCCUUUUUGGUGUGCGAAGUCUCAUCAAAAUCUUCGAGGAACUGGCUCAAUAGCCGAUGAGCUGGCCGCCCAGCCCUCCCCUCAAGGCAUUUGGUCGACGCUUCUGGGUUACGGGUUACUGCAUAGCGUCUGCGAUAUGGACGACAUGCGUGUUCAUGAGGAUUAUGACUAUCAUGGGAUUGGCAGGGUGCCAGGAGGCGCAUAGCAUUUGGUUUCGAUAAAUACCCCCUGAUUUCUGCAAGGCUAGACGUCUACACAUAGACCGAUCGGAAGUUAAGAAAAUGACUUGCCAUUGCCGACGCGACUGAUAGACAUGUCAACGUACCAGCUGCCUAGCUACCUACCUUACCUUAAUCAAGGAAACUGAUUUGUUCA